This is a messenger RNA of Knipowitschia caucasica, 300 nucleotides long. NCBI's taxonomy places the organism in Eukaryota, Metazoa, Chordata, Actinopteri, Gobiiformes, Gobiidae. The record is from the annotation of a GenBank genome assembly.
AUGCCAAGUUUCCAGUGCCACUCACACUCAGCCAGAAGCAUCACUUACUUCUACCCCUCACAGACAAGGCCAUCCCCCAGCACUGUGCUCCCAAAAGCUGGGCACCCAAAGGAGAACGCCCAACCACACCCAGCAUCAGGCAGCAGCCACAGCAACAUGGACUUUAUUGAACGUCCCGGACCAGGGCAUUCAGGAAAGCAGUGGAAGCGCAGCAUCAGCCAGAGGCCUCUCCCAGCCCCCAACCCCAGCCUCCCCUGUGGCACCGCGCUGCCAGAGCUCUGUUACCAGUACAUUUGGUAG